Cadophora gregata is the source of this 2417-nucleotide messenger RNA. RefSeq lists its product as uncharacterized. The record is from RefSeq and is a predicted model, not a curated record. Gene Ontology annotation, cellular component: Set1C/COMPASS complex. Bases 503 to 2098 code for a protein of 531 amino acids. The transcript is spliced from 3 exons. NCBI's taxonomy places the organism in Eukaryota, Fungi, Ascomycota, Leotiomycetes, Helotiales, Ploettnerulaceae. Gene Ontology annotation, biological process: positive regulation of DNA-templated transcription.
AACUCAACACCAGCUCGCAUACAAUGGAUUCAGACGAUAGAGACCACGAAAUGGCUGAUGCCCCCCCAGUGAGUGCUUCGAGCGAAGUAAGUAUUCACCUCAUCCGCAAGAAAGUCCAGGGUAGCUGUCUUCCAAGACGUCUCACAACGUUUAGCCAGCUCGCCGCCCAAAUGACUUUCCACGCUCCUUCAGCUUCCCUUUCAAAGUUUCACAAGAUUGUCACUGACCAUGAGUCGCUGCUCUGUAGCAACCAAAUGUAGCUCAAUCCAGCUCACACUCAAGUCCGAAUGCCUCUUCCCCGCACCCCGCUCCUACAUCCAAUGCCCCUACGAACGCAGACACAGCAAUCGGAAGUCUAGGGAUAACCGACCCCGAAGAUCCCUUCUUUGUACACUCUUGCAAUUCUGCCUCUUUCAAAUAUAAAUAUCCCCAGGCAAAACCAACGCCAGAGGGCGAGGAUGACACCGUCUGGAAUCGAAUUUACACAGCGGCCGAUUCCCGCAUGUACAACAAGCAUCAUAAGUCUGCCAACGAGUCUCGAAAAUACCGCGACUCGGGAGAGACACGUACCCUCGCGCUGCGCAUGCUCCUAGAGAAUAAGGAAAAGCAUUAUAAAGCUGUUGCAGCAGCUCUUGCUGGUGGCCAUACUUACAUGCCAAAGGCAGCGCAGAAGGCAAAGUCGCCAGCUGUGAAGCCCGAGCCCAUCAAGAAGGAGCGAUCUGAGGAGCUCUACGAUUUGGCGCCAGGCGCUGUACCUAUGAGUAUCUCAGAAAAGAUCAAGGCCGAAGGCCGAAAAAGAAAGGUCCCAUCAGCCCCUUCAGACACAAGUUCAUCUCAGCAAGGCACACCUGCUCCGUCAACAACCCAAAAGCUGAGCAGUCCCGCACCUAAAUCUGGUAGUCCCGCGCCUACAAAGAUGGAUAAGCCACCCAUACCUAAGAAGAAGGGAAUUGCUGCUCCUGUCAAGAAGCCGGCUCCUAGGCGACCCAAGACCGAGGCAGAGAAAAAUAGUACUCCUUCAGGUUCCGUCCGCCAGUCGCCAGUUGGAAGCCCCGAAAGUAACGAUGGUGGGGAGUAUUGUAUAUGUCGUGGACCAGAUGAUCAUCGCAUGAUGGUCUUUUGCGAUGGAGGUUGCGAAGACUGGUACCAUUGCUCUUGCGUUAAUAUUGACGAGGACGACGCAAAGGAACUCUUGGACCGAUACAUUUGCCCCAAAUGCACUACCAAUGAACUGAAAACUACGUGGAAGCGAAUUUGUCGAUAUAUCAACUGCGAUAAUGGCUGUAGGAGGGCUGCACGGGUGAACGAAAAUAGCAAGUAUUGUAGCGAAGAGCAUCUCAACGCGUUUUUCGAGUGGUGCUACAACAAACUUCGUGGCGACGAUGCGCCAUCAAUGGGAGGUGCCUUGAACCGACAGGAGGUCGCGGAUCUUCUGACAUCCAUUUCUACCGCUGAAGAACUUCAUAACUUAGGGAAGAAGCCGAGACUUUCGAUAGAGGAAGGCGAUCAACUUGAAGGUCCCGUCGGUCUCCGUCAUAUCCUGCCCGAGGACAAGAUUUUGAUUGAGGAGAUUCAGCAAAAGAAACGAUUGCUUGAGGCCCAAAUUGGAGGGUACCAAAAUCAGCAAAAGCUUUUGUUGAUGAUCAGUGCACGCGCACAAGCUGCUUCAAAGCACCCGAGUCUCGAUGUCAAAGCAAUCUGUGGCUACGAUGAUCGCCUGGCCAUGAACCAGGCAGAGUUCAGUGCCUGGUUAGAGUCAGAGGAGGGACAGAAUGCAUUCUCGACGAACAAACUUGGACCACGAACCGAAGCUACCAAAGGGAUUGGAGCGCAUAUCUUGUACCCCGGCCAAGCUGUCCCUGCGCCUUCAAAAACUGUCGACGAUGCUCUUGACAAUAUCUGUGUCAAGCCUCCGAAGAAAUGCAAGCACCAGAACUGGCGUGAGAUCCACAAUAUGGAUUUUAAGCGUAUGGAAAUCAUUUUGACGGAACAGUUGAACAGGCUUACUGAAAGUGAAGCGGAGAUCAUCGAAGAGGCUGAGACGCGUGAGGCCACUAAAGAUUAUUACGCGGACAACAUCACAAUUCAACUUUUCUAAUCUCAUUCUCAACGAUCGCAACAGAUCUACUAGCCUACCACUUCUGAACUUCUGUGGUUUUAACUUUUCUUGAUAGAUGGGCGGGAUUCUUCCAUGUCCUACAGGAGUCUUCUCACUUCAGGAUUUCCACCUGUUAGUUGUGCAUUAAGAAGUGGCGUGUGUACCAAAAGCAGCUUACAACAAGCUUUGGGAAUAUGACUUGGCGUUGUUGGAUCUGGGUAUUACAUGCAUAUGGAUGAUUGAUGAAGAAUACAAGGCGUACUCGUGAAAGGAAUAUACCCAGAAUUUACAUAGAGAAAAUGUUAAUGAUAUUAUUAUG